Messenger RNA from Homalodisca vitripennis (glassy-winged sharpshooter), 669 nucleotides. RefSeq lists its product as uncharacterized. The coding region runs from base 79 to 477 and encodes 132 amino acids. The transcript is spliced from 2 exons. NCBI's taxonomy places the organism in Eukaryota, Metazoa, Arthropoda, Insecta, Hemiptera, Cicadellidae. The record is from RefSeq and is a predicted model, not a curated record.
CGGGAUGACCACGUCCCGCGAGUCGUCCGUACCGUUACUCCCGGUUAAAACUCGUCAUAACCUCAUCCUCCCUGCAACAUGCGGCGAGUCCUGGUCGGCGUGACGGUGGCGGUGGUGGCGGCCCUGGUGGCCUCGGCGGUUGGCGCCCCCGCGACCACGGGGGAGGAAGCGGGCUCGGGUGACGACACAGGGGAUGUCGUGUACGACCAGCGGCAGAAUGGCAGCGAGAACCUGCGCGUGAGCGUGAGCGACGUGAUGGUCCUGGUCGCCCCUGCGGACAGCCUGGUGCCCAUGGCGGAGGGUGCUCUCAACAGUCUGGCUCUGGGGGUCGUGGGAGCAGCUGUCAUGGACAAGGUUAAGGCCCCGGCACCAGAUUGCUCAGAACAUGGGAAGUGCAAGGCUGCAUCCUUGAGAUCUCGCCUAAGACUGUCCAACCUGCUUCAGCCUCUAGUCAACCGAGCCCACCACCGAAAGUAGCCGAGGCCUUCGCUGGAAGUGGGCGUUAUGGACUGAACAGUGGACCGACCAUGGACCGGCUGACGACUGGAUCUUUCUCAAAUGACGUAAUUCCACCGAAAACAUCGAUCGAUUUAUAUUUAGUUUAAGACUUGCCAAAUUCUCGUUCAACUUGCUUCUAAAAACUUGCCAAAUAAAAAUAAUAAAUCUAAA